Molecule: messenger RNA, 2001 nt
Organism: Penicillium paradoxum
Lineage: Eukaryota; Fungi; Ascomycota; Eurotiomycetes; Eurotiales; Aspergillaceae
Product: LCCL domain-containing protein
Exons: 2
Coding region: 1-2001 (666 amino acids)
Source: RefSeq, a predicted model, not a curated record
AUGCAGUCGCGACCGGGAUCUCCUGGGGCAAACGCCCGAUCUCCCUCGCCGGAUCAGCAGUCAACGUCCAACUAUCCCUUGCAGGAGAUCGGGUCGCACUACAAGGACGAGGCACGCGACAGCGAUGAACUGAGCCUGGACCUAGAAUUGGGCGACGUGCCACUUCUGCCCUCGGAACGGCACGGCAUGGAAGCCCCUGAGGCUCAAGAGAAGUUGACGCGCGAUCCGCCGUUCUCUUGUACGCCCUCGGGAUUCUGCGCAUGGCUGCGGGGGCCGAAGCCGCCGCAUGUCUAUCACAUUAACCCUUGGUUCCCUCGUUUACAGGCUGCGCCGGCGCGUCUGAUUGAUCGGAAGUUUCCACGCAGGAGUUCGAAAAUUGCCCUGCUUUUUGGCGGUCUGAUUUUUUGGAUUGUGGUCUUUUUUGCAUGGUUGAAGGCUUCUGUUGCGGGUCAAGAUAUUCCGGGGUAUGGGCAGCCUGUCAAGCUGUCGUGUCACAAUAGCUUAUGGACCAAUGCGACGAACUGUGGAUUGAAUGGCGAUCUUUGUCGCCCAUUUGAGGACCAAUCCUUUGCAUUCCGCUGCCCCUCUGGCUGCGCGGCGGCGAUCCUGCUGGAGCCAUACGUUAUUGGUGAUCAGGAGCUCAAUUACCGACCGCUAGUUGUCGGCGGUAAACCGUUCAAGAUAGAUGGUCGAAAUAGCGGCCUUUACCGCGGCGAUUCGUCGAUUUGCGCCUCCGCCUUGCAUGCUGGUCUAAUUGAUGAUGCCACAGGCGGAUGUGGUAUCUUGCACCGCACCGGGGAGCAGGAGAACUUCCAUUCCAUUGAACAGCAUGGAAUCGAAAGUAUAGAAUUCCUCUCGAGCUUCCCGACGUCGUUCCGACUCACCAAGGAUGCCUCAUCCCCAGACUCGGAUGAGACAAAGUCGGUCGAGUGUUCUGAUGUACGCUGGUCGCUAUUCGCCUUCACACUGAUCUAUACUACUUUCCUUUCAUUGGUUGUGACAUCAGCUCCGGCAUUUUACAGCAUGAUAUACUUCAUAGUCUGGUUCCAAGUCGCCAUGGCAUCCGAUCCGCCCAUGGGGAGCUACUAUGAUCUCGUCUCAAUUGGGCUCGGCCGCUUCCUUCCCGGCGCAUUUGUUGGAUUCGUGUUGUAUUACUUCUGCGUCCGGCAUACCCUAAACAAUCUGGAUGCGCACUGGGACAAAACCGUCCUGUGGCUGGGCGGGUGCUGGGUCGGCGCCCUGAACACAGACACAUUCGAUCGCAUUCCGAUCUCUCGUCUCACCCCCCACGAUAUUCAACAGCAACCAGGUGCCGUGACAGCUCUGAUCAUCAUAGUCUCAUCCCUCAUUGCCAUUGCAUUUGGUCAAGCACACUGUUUCCGUCGCGAGGGUCGCUUCUUUCCUACGAUAAGCAUCUACGGCGGCCUUGUUGCAAUUGUUCUCAUUCUCGUCGCCGUUCCGAACAUGAACCUACGCAUCCACCACUACAUUCUCUCCCUUCUCUUCCUGCCGGGAACAACCUUGCAAACGCGACCCAGUCUUCUAUACUCAGGUAUCCUUAUUGGUCUUUUCAUAAACGGCAUCGCCCGCUGGGGCUUUGAUUCUAUCCUUCAAACACCAGGAGCGCUCCUUGAUGGUGCCAAACUUGGUACCAUCCCUCCAAAGAUUUAUCCCCCCUCUUUGACAGAUGCGAACAACCUUGUCUUCUCGUUCCCGGAUCUCGAGUCCCAUGCCGACGGCCUGAGUGUUUUGGUAAAUGACGUUAUGCGCUUCCAGGCCUUCCGGCCUAAAGAUGGCGAGCAUCUACCGGACUUCACUUGGUCCCGUACUUAUCCUAAUGAGGUGGAGUAUUUCCGUUUCGGCCUCGUACAUACUAAUGCCUUGGGUGGCCUUUGGUACGAAGACUUCUCCACUCCUGCCGUUUGGGGCAAUGAUGGCAACUUCGUUUUCCAUGAUCCUGAGAUACCUACUCCCGAGGAUUCUGAAUCAGAAUCCGAAUAG